Pieris brassicae (large cabbage white) is the source of this 5086-nucleotide messenger RNA. Its product is annotated as protein pygopus-like. Lineage: Eukaryota; Metazoa; Arthropoda; Insecta; Lepidoptera; Pieridae. The transcript is spliced from 3 exons. Bases 592 to 2037 code for a protein of 481 amino acids. The record is from RefSeq and is a predicted model, not a curated record.
CGGCAAUUUUGUGAUAAAAAAUACAUCGUGAAUGUGGCGUGUGUUGUUUGGUAAUUCGUGAUUCGUAAAUAAAAUGCCUUCAAUAGACUAGUAAUUAUUGUUGUAAGUGUAAUUCUUAAAAGUAAAACAAUAAUUUGUUUGAAAACCUUUUAUUGACGGCACGAACUAUUGACUAAAAGUGUUAAUCGUUUGAUAUUUUAUCAUAUGUUGCACGCCUUUGGGGUCUCGAUGAAGACAAAAAAAUAAUCGGUAAUUCCGAUGCUAAAUUGAUAAUGCAGUAAGUUAUAUGUCAAUAUUUGGCAUUAAAUUAUCGCAAUAGCCCUAUGACAACCAAUAAAGUUUCUUGAAGCAUAAUUUAAUGCAUAUAAAAUGAGAUGGUUCAUGAUCUUGCACUCUUUUUAUGAUAUCGUAAUCAUUGAUGCUCGGCGAGCUCAAAUAUAUACAUGAAAUAGACACAAGCAGUCUUCCGGCACGUUAUUGCGCUUGCUUGUGACAAUGCAGUGCCCUAUGUACAAUCUUAUUUUUUAAAUCAUUUUACAAAGCAUCUAAACUUCAUAAUGGUUGUCAGAGCUGUAUCAGAAUAAAGCAAAUAUGAGUCACAACUUGGCUGGAAUGCCCUCCUACAGGUUGCAGGGUCCUGGUUUGGGCCCUCCAGAUUUCAAACCACCCAUGGAUACACCCACACCUCCUGCUCCUGCACCAAGUAAUCCCAAAAAGAGAAGGAAAACUUCAAAUGCCAAUAAUGCCUUAACUACACAACAGACUCCACCUACAGUACAAGAUUUACUACCUCCUCCAUUGACAGGGUAUGGAGAUACAAUUGUUGCUUCAAACCCUUUUGAUGAUUCACCUUCAACUGUAUCACACAAUGGGCCAAUGAUGAGUCAAAAUGGACCUAUGAUGAAUCAAAAUGGCCCGAUGGGAAUGAUGGGACCUAUGCACAGUAUGGGAGGACCACCUAUGAGACACAUGAGUCCCUUACCCCACAAUAUAAGUCCAAUGAAUCAACAAAUGCCACCUAGAGGAGGAAUCAGCCCUAUGGGUAACAUGAGCCCCAUGGGUCAUAUGGGCGGUAUGUCACCUAUGGGUGGUCCUAACAUGGGUAUGAGCAAUCACAGUAUGGGGCCUGGUAUGGGAGGAUCAAGGUCUAUGGGGAGUCCUAUGAGCCCAAUGAACUCUAUGCCAAUGGGUUCUCCUAUGUCAACAGGACCAAUGGGAAGUCCAAUGAAUAUGGGUUCUAUGGCUGGUAGUCAUAUGAGUAACAGCCCAAUGGGUCCACCAAUGCAUAGUCCAUUAGGAGCAGGAUCUAUGAAUGGGCCUAUGGGUGGCGGAGGACCAAGUAUGAAUGUUCCCCGGAUGAAUGGGCCAAUGGGACCUAAUUGUUCUAAUGGUAGUAUGGGCCCAAGCAAUUCUAUUAUGUCUCCAAGUACUAUGCAAAAUAGUGGAAUGGGGCCUGGACAUUGUGGACCAAUGAGACAUGGUAGUCCAAUGGGAUCAGGCAUUGGCGGUGGGCCUAUGGGUGUUAAUGGCCCAAUGAACUCAAUGGGGCCUGGGCCGCCAUAUUCUAAUAGCCAUAUGGGGCAUGGUGGGCCCAUGGGAAUGAGUGGAAGUGGUUCAAUGGGAAUGGGUCCUGGCCCAGGAAAUAUGGGUAAUUGUGGACCUUUGGCGGGCAUGAGUGGAAUGGCAAUGGGAGGACCAGGAAGUCAAGGACCUAUGGGUCAAGGAAUGGGUAUGUUUGGGCCUAAGCCAAUGCCAGUGAGUGCGGGGAAAGUGUAUCCACCAGAUCAACCCAUGGUCUUCAACCCACAGAAUCCAAAUGCACCACCUAUAUAUCCUUGUGGUGUUUGUCACAAAGAAGUACAUGAUAAUGAUCAGGCUAUUUUAUGUGAAUCUGGAUGCAAUUUUUGGUUUCACAGGGGAUGCACAGGUCUAACAGAGCCUGCUUUUCAGCUUUUGACAGCAGAAGUCUACGCGGAGUGGGUUUGUGACAAGUGCCUGCACUCUAAAAACAUACCUCUUGUAAAAUUUAAGCCAUAGCGAUGAGCCCUACCUUCGCCCGUCCUGCCACACCAUUGAGUAUGCUCAUUGCCACUCAUCACAAGUAUUUAUUUCACUUCAUCUAGUUUGUUUUUAAUCGUAAAUUAAAAAUGAAAUGGUUUAUAAGUUUUGGGUCCUUAUUCUAUAUAAAUUCUUAAACUAUGAGAAUUGCCAACCAUUUUUAUAUGAAGUUAUUACAAUUCUCAUGGUUUUAGAUUUUAGAAUUUUGGCCAUAGAAGGAUCUCAUACUGGGUUCGUGUGUUUAAUUGUACCAACUUGGCAUUUUUACACGAUUACGGCAAUUACAAAUCGUAAAGUAUACACAAAUUGUAAGGUAAUACAUACAAAAAGCAAUCUUAUGUGAUCUUUCAUUAGGAAGUAAACUAAAUCUGAUUUAAGCAAUAUUAUGAUGACGCCAUUUUGUGGCUCAUGUGCGCUUUAGUCUGUGCAUAGUGUACAUAUAGUCUAAGAUUCAACUUCCGCCUUAUAAAAAUUGUGACUUAGCGUACUUUCAACAAUUAUUACAGUUUGCUCAGCAAAUAGUAAAGCUCAAUUUUAGUUUGAAAGUACAUGUACAAGUAUGUCUAGUGGCAGAAGGUUUUUUUUCAUAGACUGUAAUGAUGUGCAGUGCAAAUAAAAAGAUUUUUGUAGAGAAAAUAUAAUAGUUUUAACUAAAUUGAAACGACAUUUUCUUGUUAUAAAUAGCUGGUGCUAUUUAAUCUCACAUUUAGGUCCAUGCUUGUUAAGUGUGGCUUUAGUUAUAUUAAAGUUUACUAAAGAGCAAACCACUUUAUUCUACAAAGUUAGUCACUAGGUCUUGGUUGUUCAAUACGUAAUGAGUACCCUUUUUAACUGACUUUGUUUUUUGUCUGUCACUUGAGUAAUUUUACAAAGAACACUAUUGAAAACAUUAAAUCUCUGCCCCUAGAUGUCAAAAGCACAAACCGAAUCACACACAAUACGAGCUUUAAAUUCAAUCACCUUAUAUACAACUUUUCACCAGUUUAUUUCUAUAUGUAUAUAAACUUAAACUAAGACCCAUAGUCUAGACUGUUACUAGAGUUAAACAUUAACCUGUAGGGCUAUUCACUAUUUAAAUGAUAUCUACUAUGUCAUUUGAUGUAAUCACAAUAUUUGGUUUUGUUUAGCUUAUUAACUUAUCGACGUAACAAAAGUCAUGGGGAGUAUUUUUUAAUACAAAUACCUAAUAUAAACUAUAAAAUCCUUACAAAGAUUAAUCGGUACUUCUGACGUUAUUCUAUAGCCUAUAUGGAUAUUUGUCAACUAAAACAUGCAAUAGCACUGUAACCUGUUGUAUUUCCCAUCAAUAAAAGGAUUUACUCUUGAUGAUGGGAAUAAUGAAUAAUUAUCAAAUUAAAAUAAAGCUUGAAUACAUUUUGGCAUGUGGGUCUUAACUGUUGCAAUUAGAUUUUAAUUAACAACUACCAUGUAAAUUAUUUGAUGGUGAACUUAAAGGGCUUUAUUAUCCAAGCGGAAAGAUUUCACAUUAAUUUUCCAUUAAACAUUUUAAUUAUAUUUCACAUUUUUAUUUUUAUUGGUCUUGAUGGCUUUAACUUAAUAUCGUAUUUUGUCAUUUUUACUAAUUAUUGAAUACUAACCCCGUUAUUUGUAAACAUACUUUAAGCUGAAUAUACGUUUUUAGUUCUUCCAGUCUUUCCGCUGUGGAAUGUAUCAAAAUAAACAACCCAGUGCUAGGCAAGUCAUGUACUUAUUAUUUGCAUGUAAUAUUAGCGCGUUAAUGAAAUUGUACAUACUAUAAUGAAUCCAUACGCUUUGUUAACUAUAGGAGUGUUAAAAUGUGUUUGUCAAUUUUUUAACUUUUGAAGAUUUUUUAAGGAUAAAUUGUAAAAUAAGUUGUGUAAAUAACAUAAUAGUGAGUAGAUAAUGAGAUUAUAUAAAUUCGAUUGACUUUGGGUACACGCGGUUGUGAAUUGUCAGUGCCGUGGUUUACGCCGUCUAAUCCUGUGAUGUCAAUCUCCGAAUCUUUCUAUCAUAUUAUUUAAUGUUUGAUUACCUUAUCGUGUAUAAAUUUGUUUUAAAUUGGGACAUUUCAUUUUAAUUUUCAAAACAGUUUGAACAUAUGUACUACCUUGUGCCAUUUCCUAUACUCCGAUAUUUAAAAUAGAGCAACUGAACCAAGCAGCUUUUUUUAUAUAGUUUGUGAAAUUAAUUUACCACAUGGAUUUAUUUUUCAGUUAACUUUAACAUGCUCACCUCGGGUAUAGAAUGAUUGGGAAGCAUGAAUGAGUUCCUUUAUGUCGUUCAUAUUUGUGUCAUGUAAAUUAGGUGUAACCCCUUAAAAAUUGACUUUAUUUGCCUGUAACAAAAUACCGCAGUGUAACGUCGAUAUUUGUUUUAUUUUCAUAAUAACGUUUUGUUGAUUAUUCUUAUAGUCAACGCUCGUUUUAUGCAUUACAAAAUAUAGGAUUGCAGCGUUAUCUUUAAUGAGAUUACAUGAUUAUUUUAUUUAUCAAAACCAUGACAUUAUUUUUAAUCGCGACUCACGUUUAUAGAUACAUAAGUAUUAUUAUAUACACUUUUAUACAAUUUCUAACCAUUUAGAUACUAUAAAUAUCGUUGUAAAUGUUUUACCUUUAACAUUGAAAUGGAUUGGUCUGGUUUAACAUAAAUUUUAGUUUGAAUCAUUUUUCGAUAAAAUGGCCAUUAUAAAAUAGUAAUAGUUAAAGUCGCCUAGUUUAGCUGCCGAAUUAAACUCAUGUAAAUAAUAUGAAUUAUGGAGCCACUUGUACAGUUACAUUAUUUAGAUUUAUGUCUAGUGUAAUUUGGCCAUUAAUGUAAAAUUAUUUAAAUACAGUGAGAGCAUCACAAUUAUUAUUUACGGGAGACUGCUGCUAUGUACAUUAAUUAUAUACUUAUAUUUAAAUAACUUUUCAGUCGUCAUGUUGUGAUGAAAUAAUACGUUGUAAUUCUGAAUAUUUUAUAAAGUCAAAAUAGAGUUAAGUCAGUGGUCUUAAACUUGUGCAUAGUUUAUUUUGUAUUAUGUGAAUAAUAACAAGCAAUAAUAAAA